Molecule: messenger RNA, 2290 nt
Organism: Galeopterus variegatus (Sunda flying lemur)
Lineage: Eukaryota; Metazoa; Chordata; Mammalia; Dermoptera; Cynocephalidae
Gene: PMM2
Product: phosphomannomutase 2
Exons: 8
Coding region: 37-777 (246 amino acids)
Biological process (GO): mannose metabolic process; GDP-mannose biosynthetic process; protein N-linked glycosylation
Cellular component (GO): cytosol
Molecular function (GO): phosphomannomutase activity
Source: RefSeq, a predicted model, not a curated record
AACGAGUCUUGUUAGGUGCGGACAAACACUAGGGACAUGGCGGCGCCCGGCACUGCGCUCUGCCUCUUCGACGUGGAUGGGACCCUGACGGCCCCGCGGCAGAAAAUUACCAAAGAAAUGGAUGGCUUUCUACAAAAGUUGAGGCAGAAGAUCAAAAUCGGAGUGGUAGGCGGGUCGGACUUUAAGAAAGUGCAGGAGCAACUGGGAAACGAUGUGGUUGAAAAAUACGAUUACGUGUUUCCAGAAAAUGGCUUGGUAGCAUACAAAGAUGGGAAAUUCUUAUGUAAGCAGAAUAUUCAAGGUCACCUGGGUGAGGCCCUAAUCCAAGAUUUAAUCAACUACUGUCUGAGCUACAUUUCGAAAAUCAAACUCCCAAAGAAGAGGGGUACUUUCAUUGAAUUCCGAAAUGGGAUGUUAAACGUGUCCCCUAUUGGAAGAAGCUGCAGCCAAGAAGAACGCAUUGAGUUCUACGAACUUGAUAAAAAAGAAAAUAUAAGACAAAAAUUUGUAGCUGAUCUGCAGAAAGAGUUUGCAGGAAAAGGCCUCACGUUUUCCAUAGGAGGCCAAAUCAGCAUUGAUGUCUUUCCUGAUGGAUGGGACAAAAGGUAUUGCCUGCGACAUGUGGAAAAUGACGGUUAUAAGACUAUUUAUUUCUUUGGAGACAAAACCAUGCCAGGUGGCAACGACCAUGAGAUCUUCACAGACCCGAGAACUGUAGGCUACACCGUGGUGGCGCCCGAGGACACACGCAGGAUCUGUGAAGAGCUCUUCUCCUGACAUGACAAGGGAGGGGUCCUGGCAACGGAGCCCGAGCCGAGCUUCCUCCCUCCCUCCCUCCCUCCCAUGCCACUUGCCACCAGCCCCCAGGCCGGCUUUUCCCACUGUGCCAAUCAAGGCCUUUCUGGACCUCUGUAGCCUCGCUCGGCAGAGAACUGGCCCUCCACUCCAACACGGUACCUCCAUCUCCACUGCCAGCAGCAGCCAGAAGGGAGAAGAAAGGACUUGUCAAGAAUGGCUUGAAGGAAUACCUCCAACAAAAGGUUUUAUACCCCACCCCAUGCCCAGGCUGAGACCAACCCAAUGUGUGCAGUCACAUGGUUUGGGGACUUGCCCAUCAGUCUGGAGUGAUGCAGAAAGAUCACAUGUGUCUGGACCCUCCCUCUUCACAGGGCUUGUGAAGGAGUUACAGGGAUUAAUGCUGGGACCCGGCGUCAACAUUAAAAAGGGGGAUUUGGUGAUGAGACAUCCGCACUGACCCAGGACAGAAGUUUAAGAACACUUCCUGAAAUGAGGCUCCCUCCCAAGCAAUGGAGGCUUUGCUGUGAGCCUGCAGCUGGAUGCCUGGAGGGAAUCUUUGUUUUCCAAGCCCACUUCUGGGACAGGUGGCUGGCCAAGGGACAGCUGACCCUAAGGAGUUUGCACCUCAGCUGGCCUUUCUUGGGUCAGCUGUGAGUUCACUACAUUUUGAAUGGCCUGGCUGCUUUCUGGAAGCAUUGAGAUGGGAGGAAGUAAGGAGCCAACAACCCUAGUGGAGAAUUGGCCCUGGAAAAGCAGUCCUUCCCCAGCAUCCCAGCUCUGAUCCCAGGGACAGGGAAACUAACUUCGCCCAAAGGACCUUCUCCUUAUUGGCCCUGGGUGGGCUCCCAGGGGCCUUUUACACCCCUAGUUUCUCAGGGAUCAGGUGGGAGCCAGGGUAGGGACAGGAACGGGAGCUGCACUUUACGGUUAGCCUGUCCACCAGGCCCUCAUCCAGACUUUGACUUGAGGGUGUAGGAGCAGCUGUAGUUGGGCCCAUGUCCCUCACUCCUCCCUCCCACAAUCCACAUGAAAUUGGAAGGAAGCUCACGGGACUCCUCCAGAACACGGUGGAAAAGAACUUUUCAAGAAAACAGUUCACAUUGUCACUUUUCAGUGUGUGGAAAUGCUGGGACCCAUCAACCCUCUGCUGGUGCUGCCAACCUGAACCUGGGACCGGGUGUUCUCUCACCACCCACCUCCCAGCACAGCCAGGGCUCAUCACUGACGAGCCUGGUUCUCUCCAAACCUCCCAGCCACUUGGGCUUGUGUCAGCUGCAGAUCAGGUUACGUGACAGCGGGAAGGCCGGGCUUGUGGACCCUGCCCCUCACCCACCCACUUUCCCGCACAUGAGAGAUUGGCGUUCCUGGGACACGAGUGAGUCCCAGGACACAGCCAGCCAGUGGCAUCUCUCCUUGUUGAAUUUUGCAAAUGAUACUGUAAUGACCUUUCCAAAUGAAAAGUUGCACAUUAAAGUGAUUUUAUUCUUUCCUA